UGUGACGUGGUUUUGAUGAGAUGUUCAUACACGUUUAAAAAGUUGUAUCAGCGUUGCUUUAUGCUGUUAGUUAGCAAUAAUACAACAGAAAGUAUAGCUGAAGAGAUACUCAAUAAGCUAUUUAGGCUAACCCUAGCCGCACGGAGUUGCCUAGUAAUAUCGAACGUUAACGCUAGUUAGUUCAUGCAUAUCAGGCUAUGGCCAGUUAAAGGUAACGUUGGGGGUAUUAUAUAUGCUACGUUAACAUUAAUUAUAUCCGUGUUUCCGUGUAGCAGUCGCCCUGUAUUACCCUGUGUGAGAAAUGGAUGCUACUCAGAUGAUCUGUGACUCAAUCUUGGAGUCAGAUGAGGAAGAAAAUGAAGAGGAGAAUAAAAAUAAGAGGGGACGACCAUUGGCUAAACUGUGCAUCUUAAAAAAUGAGCACAUCCCUGAAACAGAGUUCCCACUCUUCUUGGGAGAUAAUGUGCUGGGCCGUGACCCCAAUACCUGCACCCUGCCUUUGCUAGCACCCUCGAUAUCCAAGCAGCACGCUACCAUCUGCGUCUCUGUCUACAGGAGAAGAGGUUGUCACAGUGAAGUGGAUGUAGAGGCUUUGGUUUGGGACCUAGGGAGCAUGAAUGGGACCCACAAGGGCCGCUUAAAGCUGACUCCUAAUGUGCGCUAUGCCCUCAGUGAACAUGACAGUUUGGUGGUGGCAGACAUCCCUUGUCAGUAUGUCAGCUGUGCUGUAGACACAGUCCCUUCUCAAGGGGACAUGAGGACUCCUGUAAACAGAAAUUCAGGGGUUAAGGCCCCGUUGCCAGAUGCCUCAGGAGAAAAGGGAGGUGACACAAUCACAGGGAGCAAGACAUGUGUCAACGGAGGUACAAAAACUAGGGUGUCAUCACCUGAUCAGGAGGACACAAGGAAGACUCCUGUCAGAACCAGUUGCCUGUCCUUUGAGCAAACUCCAACCCAGCCACAGGGGACCCUGGUCCCAGAAUCUGGCUCAGACUCAGACGGAGAAAGAGGAGACAGGAGGCGCAAGGCUCUGGUGUCUGAUUCUGACUCCUAUAAAUCAAGUCCCACAUGUUCAACAUUACGGAGUCCCCCAAACAAAAUCGUGCCUGAAAGUGAGGAUGAAAGUCCCAUCACACCGUCCUCCUCCACUAAAAAUAGGCCUUACAGACAUGUCAGCUUCAGCAAGGAGAAGACAGACUUAGAUGUGGGGCGACAGCAGGCGAUGAAAAAAAAGGCACUUGCGGUUGUGGAUGACAGUGAAGAGGAGGAAGAAAGGGAAGAAGAAAGAGCAGCACUCGGAGGGAGAAAGUCUGAGGAAAGUGGACAGCAUGUGCCAGUGAAACAGGAAAGCAAUGUCAGUCUUACAGGAAAAGAUGAAUUGCCUGUAUCCACACCAUCAAUCUUCACAGAUGCGAUCCCUGCAUUUCACAUGGACAGUGACACUGAUAUAGAGGGAGAGGAGGUAGGAGUGGCCUCUGUGGGUCCUGUGACCAUGAAUACAAACCAACAAGCUGAUCAGCCACCAGACACAGCCCAGCUUCACAUGGACAGUGAUACAGAUGUCGAUGAAGAUGAUUAUGCCUCAGACAAAGUUCCCAAAUCUGUGCCUUCCUCUGCUGACCACACCAACCCUCCUCAUGUAAUUUCAGUUAUUCAGCCAGAGGGAAUCACUAUGGACAGUGACACCGAUGUGGAUGAUGACUAUGCUCCUGUGUCAGACACUGCCACAAAAGCAAAACCCACGUCAAUUCAGAGCACAUACACAGCUGACUCUGCUCCUUCAACGCAGCUCAAAGAUUUCCACCUAGACAGUGACACAGAUGUUGACGAGGAAGAAGAAAAGAAACGUGGAACAAAUAAUACAUGCUCUAAAAUAGAUGAAACUCCCACUAGAUUAGAUAUCAUGCCACUUGGCCCUGAAUCCACCCCUCCUGCGCCUCACAGCCUGCAUCCAGACAGCGACACAGAUGAUGAAGCUAUUCCUGCCCCUUCCAUCAGUGAGCCCUCGGUGGUGUCUGCUGUCACAGAAUCAUGUGCCGCUGCAGACGCAGGAGCUGAUUUAGGUAUUUUGUCUGAUAACGACACAGACGUGGAAGAGGGCUCUCCUCUGCUCUCUCUACCUGUUGCUGUCCCAGCCUUGUCAGUGGGUCCUGGUACCACAUCAGAAGCUCUUCAUUCAGAGUCGGAAGCAGACACCGAUGUUAAUCCAGACGACCUCAGAGUGGACAGUGACACAGAUGUGGAAGAUGAGAAGGUGGAUUUUGGAGAGGCCUGUGAGGGCCAGAUUCCUAGCUUGCCCAGAGAAAAUACACCUGGGUUUCUGGUUCCUCUUAAGCAGAACUGCUCCACUCCUAUACAGGUGUCAGAAGGAGAAGUGGAAGACAUGGAGACUCAGGCUUUCCUGAGUCCCUCCACAGGUCCAUUUAGAGGUGCGGUAGCCCCUGCUAUAAGACCUUUACCAUUGUCUACUGUCUCAGACAGCCAGGAGGAUGAGGAAUUUGUCGUGGCUGAGACGCAGUCCUUCGUUCUUCAGACCAGAGACUGCCAGGCCAACCGUCCAGAGGACCACACCAUGGACCCCACCCAAGAUUUCGGCCUUGACUCUUCUGGUGAUGAUCAAGGCGAACAGUCCAGCAGAGGAGGGUCUUUGCAGCUGGGAUUGUCUGACAGCAACCACCUGCAGGCUCAGGAUCAGGCCCAAGCUCUAGCAAUGGAGAGCACCCAAGCUUUUGUCUCUGUGGUGGGGGGUGUGAAUCUGGAAGAUACCCAAGAAUAUGCAGCCAUCUCAAAUGCAGACAGAACCUCCAUGCAGAAUGAUUUAAAUCUGGAGGCUACGCAGGCCUAUGGAGAGACUGAGGAACCUGCCCGAUGUUCAGUCAUGUCUGUUAAAGAAGGUCAGUUAGAUUUGGCCCUAGAAGCAACACAGGCAUAUCUUUUAGAGCCCUCCAGUGAUUCAGGGGAUGAAACCGAUGAAGAUGAAAGAAAAAACACUGCUACUGCUGAGACUCAGGCUUUCGACUUUCCUACUUCAUCUACUCUCGCCAUGGCUAAAACCCAACCAAUGUCUGCCUUUGAGGAGGAGAGUUUGGAUAACGAAAAUCCUAUUUCCUCUGUACUAGAAGUUAAGCCCACACCACAUAAUGGAACAGAUGAGAGGGAAGAACAUGGGGAGGCAGCUCAACCUCAGAAGAGCCACCUCAGUGAAGCUCUGUCUCUAGCUGAAACUCAGCCAAUGCGUAUAAGUGAGGAUGAAGAAAGUGAUGAUGAGGACUUGAUUCCAGGUCCACGAAUAAGAAAAGCAAAGCCACUGCAGCUUGGAGAGGAGCAGACACAAACUCUCCCAAACUCUGAGCUCUCUGCUAUUGAAACUCAGCCCAUGGGUACAUGCGACAGUGAGCAAAGUGAUGAAGAAGACUCAAGUCCAGGUCCUAGAAAAAGACCAGCAAGGCCACAGCAAAUUCAAGAAGAGGAGACACAACCGCUCACUAAUUCUGAGUCCUCCACUGUUGAAACUCAGCCCUUGGAAACAAAAACGGGUCUGCAGCCUCAAAGGGGAAAGGGGAGACAAUCUGAAGCUGGAACCAGUGGCACCACUAUUAGAGGUACACGAGGGACGAGGGCAAGAUUAAGAAAAGCGGAGGAGCAGGCAGAAUGUUCCGAACUUCCCAAGAGACAGACACGAGGGAAGAAUAAAGCUUUGCCAACUACCAGAGGAAGGAGAGGAAAAGCAAGGCCUGAUGAGGAGGAGAGUGAGGAAGAGGAGGAGGUAGUGCAGGCUAAAGGAACUGGAGGAAAAAAAACCAAGAGAGAACAGAAAGAUAAUGAGGAUAAGGAAGAAAGGCUUGAAACAGGGAGAAACAAGCACACUGAAAAAGCCAACCUAAUGAAGGAAGAAGAAGAAAGGAGGGGAGCCAAAUUAGAAAGGGAAAGAAAAGAGAAGGAAGAAAAAGAAAGAUCGCAGGCUAUAAUUGCAGAAAGGGUAAGACUUACGCAGGAGGCAGCAGAAAAAGAUAGAAUAGACAGGGAAAGAAAGGAACAAGAAGAAAAGAAAAAAGCUGAUAAGGCACAAAAGGAAAAAGAAGAACAAUUGGGCAGGGAAAGAAAGGAGAAGGAAGAAAAAGAGAGAUUAGAGCGUGAAAAGGCAGAAAGAGAAGAAAAGGAGAGAUUAAAACGUGAAAAGGCAGAGAGAGAAGAGAAGGAGAGAUUGGAGAGGGAAAAGAAAGAGAUGAUAGAAAAAAGAAAGGAAGAAAAAGAAAGCUUGCAGAUGGCAAAGAGGGAACAAGAAGAGAGACUUGAGAGGGAGAGGAUGGAACAAGAACACCAGGCAAGACUGGAGAGGGAAGCAACGGAAAGGGAAGAACGAGAAAGAUUGGCGAAAGAAAAAGAGCAAGAAGAAAACAAGCCCAAAACACCCACAAGAAGUCGAAGAGCAGCCAGAACAACUGCUGCCCCGUGUACAACCGAGCCGGAACAAGACUCAACCGUAUCAGCCAAUGAUGAUGUCCCAGCGAGGAGAACCAGAUCACGCUCUAACUCCUCUAACUCUGUCAGCUCAGAGAGGUCUGCUUCAAGUGCAAACACCCAGGGGAGCAGGGGGAGAGGCCGAGGCCGAGGAGCAAAGAGGACCAGUGGGCCACCCCAGGCAGCCAUCGUCCGAAGCAGCAGCAGUAGAAGGAGGACGGUGGCUGCAGAGGCAACACGAGUAACAAGUAAUGAGGUUUCUCCUCAGGGAGUCCGCUCUAGGUCCAACUCCACCAGCUCCCUCAACUCAGAGAUUUCCAGCUGCAGCAUGAGCUCUCAGGGCAGAGGAAGAGGAGGCAUGCAGCGUGGAAGAGGCAGGAAAACAGAAGCAGAGCCACACUCCAUCCCUCCUGUCAAUAGUCAGAGUGAACCGAAUUUGGCUCCCAAACCUACAGCCAGGGGCAGGAAGAGCAGGAAAGCAGAGGAAUCCUCUGAGGUUCCCCAUGAGGAUGAAAAUGAGAAGGCAGACUCUCAGCAGGCUAGUACCACAAGAGGGCGACGGCGAGCCAAUGAAAACCACUCUGAACCUGCUGCUGCAGAUGAGCAAGGCCCUUCUAAUCAGGAGGAGAGAUGUGCCAGUGAAGAUUCACCUCCGCCUAAAAGGAAUGUCAGAGGCAGAGGCCAAAAAGCGAUCAAGAGCGAGACUGUGGAGGCACCAGUAGCUUCUGCAAUCAGUGAUGGAGAUGAGGCUAAAGACAAAAGAAAAGGAAGAAAAAGAGAGUUGCAGGCGAAUAAAGAAGAGGAUUCCAGCAGUAGCUCCAAAGUGUUCAAAGGGAAGGAGAAAGCCCAAGCACCAGAGGCAGCAGAGGAAGAAGCAAAUGGUGAAACAAAAGAUGACAUUCCAGUCCAAGCUAAAAGAAGAGGUAGAGCAUCCAGCACUCAAGCGAAGAAAAACGCAAAAGAUUCCCCCACUGAAGGGCAGGUGAAAGAAGAGAGUGAGAAAAUGGAGGAGGAGACUGUUGAGAGGAGAGGCAAAGGUCGGCCAUCAAUGGUCCAGAAAAAGAAGAAAGAGGAGCAGGGAGAAAGUGGAACAUCUGUUGAACAGGAUCCACAUGUGGAGGCAUCAGAGCCCCAGACUCCAGCCAGCAGUGGAUCCCGGAAGCGACAGGCUCCUGUGGACUCCUCACCUGUGGCAAAGACCCCUCGCUCCUCCUCUGCAUCCCUGGCAGCUAGUGGUCGAUUACGAGCUGCCAGCCAGGACUACAAGGUGCUGUUCACCGGCGUGGUGGAUGAAGUAGGGGAGAGAGUGUUGGCCCGGUUGGGAGGCAGCAUGGCUAAAGGUGUGGCAGACAUGAACUGUCUAGUGACUGAUAAGGUGCGCAGGACUGUCAAGUUCCUGUGUGCCGUGGCUAAAGGAGUUCCCAUUGUCACCACACACUGGCUGGAAAAGAGUGGUAAGGCUGGGAGCUUCCUGUCUCCUAAUGCUUUCGUUGUGAAGGACCUGGAGCAGGAAAAGAAGUUCAAUUUCUGCCUGCAGGAGUCUCUAAGGAUUGCCAGCAGUCAGUCUCUCUUACAGGGCUAUGAGAUCCAUGUUACAAAGUCCGUGAAACCAGAGCCAGUUCAUAUGAAAGACAUAAUCUCUUGCAGUGGAGCUGCCUUUCUUCCUAAAAUGCCCUCUUCUCACAAGCCUCAGACUGUAGUUAUUUCCUGCGAGGAGGACUGGCUGCUGUGUACCCCGGCUCUCUCUGCAUCUCUCCCAGUUGUCACGGCUGAGUUUAUUCUCACAGGGAUCCUUCAGCAGAAAGUUGACCUUCAGACCCACACACUCUCUGCCCCUAGAAAUACUCUACAGCCUGCAGGAGGCAGGGGGAGGGGCAGAAAGAAGACUUAGCACCACCAGGGUAUACUGUAAAAACCUGUCGUCUGUGAAAAACUGCCACAGUGGGGUUUUUUCUAUCGUUUAUAGAUUCCCUUUCAAAUUAGAGACCGGUACAAACACUAGUGAGUCAGCUGUUCGUCUGUAUGAAAGACUUGAAGAAUGUAUUGUAACACAUUGUGGAUGUAUUCGCAUGGGUGCAGUUUUACAGUGUUAGCUGUUUUUUUUUUGUUUUUUUUCUUCAAUUUUACCUUUUGCCUUGUACAUGUAAAAAUUUAGUUUUUAAAGUUGCAAAAGCUAAACGCGAUGUUGCUGCUGAUCAGGGUGGGGAUUAGAAUUACCCAUCAACCUUCCUUGUCCUGUCCUCAUUUCAUUCUCCCCUGUGCUCCACCCCUCUCUUUCUACAAUGAUAACAAGCAGAGCAGGAAUUUACACUGCUAAAUUGGCGCUACUCUCUAAUGUGCUUUGGCUAAAUCAGCCAGUUUGGCAGGAAACCAGAAGUGAAGUUGGAGUUGUAUAAUCAUGUUUGGGUGGUUGAAUAGUGGAACCGACAGGGGGUCUGAUUUCAAAUACAUCGGCUGCGAUGGUCAGUGGAUUCAAAGAGCUUAUCUCCUGUCCUGAUAAGAAGUGCAUAGUGCCUUUUUUUUUUUUUUUUUUACCGAGGUAAUCACGAACCUACGAGUGUUUCUUCUUCCUCUGUCUCCAUUAACCACCACCACCUACUCCAUUAAGGCUUCAUAUAUAGACACUUGAAUGCUGAUGCUGCUUUUACAUCAAUAUCUUAUGGUCAUACAUUUAUUUAUUGUUUGUCUAUACAUGCUGUUACAAAAGACCAGUGUACAGAACUCACAUUUGGUUUCCCUCCUGACCCACAGUCCAUCUUUCAACUAGCUGUAUGUUUGGUGUUUUAAAGACGACUCAUUAGCUUGUAACCAAGUUUGAUGUUAGAACCGUCUAAUAGCUAAUAUCUCAACGCCAAGUUUGUGUUAUCAUCAUGAAAUCUGUCAGUUUACCAAUGAAAACAUUAAAUCUUUUCUAUUAUGCUUAA
This is a messenger RNA of Perca flavescens (yellow perch), 7385 nucleotides long. It is a transcript of the gene mdc1, whose product is annotated as mediator of DNA damage checkpoint 1. Gene Ontology annotation, cellular component: nucleus. The record is from RefSeq and is a predicted model, not a curated record. The transcript is spliced from 11 exons. The coding region runs from base 302 to 6352 and encodes 2016 amino acids. Lineage: Eukaryota; Metazoa; Chordata; Actinopteri; Perciformes; Percidae. Gene Ontology annotation, molecular function: protein binding.